AACUCCGAAGGAUGGGUCUGUGACAUCACAGCUGCAAAGACCAAUGAGAAUCAAGCCACAUUCUCUCCUGUCCUCUUCCCAACUCCCAUGGAUGCUAGUAGGAAACCAGACACAAAAGUCUUGGAGUACCAUUGAUGCCACUGCACAAGAAGACAUGUUUGGCAUUGCAUCCGUAGAACCUGGCCUUUCUUCGUAUGGGUGCCUGCAUCCCCAAGCCCAUCCCUCCAGCACCCCUGAGUGUCAGCAACUUACUCUCAGCGAAGGAGAGCUUGGAGAUAGCCAACCGGGGAUCUGACACCAUGCUGACAGCUUGCUUAGACCACGCCCUGCUAGAGUUCCCCCGUGAGCCGCGCUGCCUCCAGGACAAUGCCACCUUGACCGUCCAGGUGAGAGGGAGGAAAAGGAUGGAGUUUGUCUCCGGCGGAGGUGAGAACAAGAUAGUCAUCUCUUGGUCAAAGAAGAAAACCCGCUAUAACAUUGAGGUCUCCAGCCUGGAGGUGUACCUGGACCGGCUGUCCCUCUGCCCAGCUCCACUGACCUCUGAGAAUUUGGAGAAGGUGAGGCAGGAGCUCCUUAAGUGGGGGGAUGUCACAAAGGACCUGCGGGCCUGCCUUGAUCUAGCCAUAACAGAGAUUGAGAAGGAGCCACCUUCAGUGAAGAGCAAUGCUGAGUUGACCAUUGAAUGUGAAGGCUCCUGCUUGGAUUUCAUUUCUGGGAAGGGCAAGUCCCGCAUCCACAUCCUUUUCUCCAAUAGACAACCUCGGUACCGGGUUCGAGUUACUUGCAUGGACAUCUACGUAGACAGGUUGAACAGCCGCGCGGUGCCCCUCACCUCUGAGAACUUGCUUAAAGUGUGGAAGGAGACAGAAGGCCUGAAAGGAUGUACGGUGGACCUUCGGGCCUGCCUCAAGCGAGCCUUGCAGGAGUUUAAUGCUUUGACUCCACGACACCGGGCCAAUGCCACCAUCUUCAUUGACUGCGAUGGAAAGAACUUCAAGAUGGUGUCCGGGCACGGAGACAGCUGGAUCUCUGUUUUCAAUGUUGUCGGAGAUCAACAUUGCCGAAGAGAAGUGGUUCUGGCGCUGGCGGAUUCCGGGUCGUCCGGCAGGGUAACAGGCCCGACCUCUGCGAAACAAGGGAAAGAAGGACCAUCAGUUUGGAUGAGGAAACUGGAAGGGAGGAGAGGGGCAGAGGAGGGCCCGUCCAAUCAGGCAAGGAGAACUUUCAAAGUGCUGUCCAAUGGGAAGAGAUCUAAGAGAGGAGGGCCGCCCAAUGUGAUCGCAUUAGAAGAAUUUGCCUCUAGUACUUGGAAAUGGGAGGAAGAAACAACAUCAUCGUUUGCAGGGAGGACUUUUUCCCGUGAGAAGAGGGCAGAUAUGGGGCUGUCCAAAAGUUCCAGGGCACCAGGAAGGGAAUGUUCCCUUAAGUCAAAAGCAUUAUCGACCAGUGGGAAAAGGAAACGGUCUGAUGUGAGGGAUGGAAAAGAAGGAGAACAUGCUGGGUGGCAGAGCUUUCCCAGCGGAACAGCAACAGAGGAAGUGUUGAUCCAUGGACACAAGGAGGAGGCUGGGAAAGAAAUGGAGCCAACAUCCAAUGGACCAAGUGAAGAUGAAGAUGAUGAUGAUGAAGAAGAGCCACCUGGUGUUCUAGAGGAGUCUUCCGACAGCAGACAGGCAGAUGAUGGUCCAGAAAGGUGACUCAUCUGGAGGACUGGUGAACAUGAUGGAUCCAUCCAAGGUCAGUUCUUGGACUGGGACUGAGAUGGAUGCUUUCCAGGAGCAGGACAUUGUUUCUGGAUCAGGAAGCCGGGGGCUGGUCCACCAAAUGAAUUGUGCAAGAGUGAUACCAAAAAUAAAUGAUCUAUGGACCUGA
Molecule: messenger RNA, 1872 nt
Organism: Podarcis raffonei (Aeolian wall lizard)
Lineage: Eukaryota; Metazoa; Chordata; Lepidosauria; Squamata; Lacertidae
Exons: 2
Coding region: 195-1697 (500 amino acids)
Source: RefSeq, a predicted model, not a curated record